Molecule: messenger RNA, 4219 nt
Organism: Hirundo rustica (Barn swallow)
Lineage: Eukaryota; Metazoa; Chordata; Aves; Passeriformes; Hirundinidae
Gene: MAPRE1
Product: microtubule associated protein RP/EB family member 1
Exons: 7
Coding region: 203-994 (263 amino acids)
Biological process (GO): regulation of microtubule polymerization or depolymerization; spindle assembly; protein localization to microtubule plus-end
Cellular component (GO): microtubule plus-end; microtubule organizing center; cytoplasmic microtubule
Molecular function (GO): microtubule plus-end binding
Source: RefSeq, a predicted model, not a curated record
GCGCGGCCGGCCCUGCCCGGCGGCAGCUGCACCGGCGGCUCCGCUUUGUGCCGGCGGGGCUGGGCGGGGACCGGCCGCUCGGUAUUGAUCCCCGGGGAGAUACCGUGGCCGGGCAGGAAGCGCUUCGGCCGUUCCCGGUGUCGCGGGGGAGAGGGAUGAGUAACUUACCGCAGCCGCGAUUCCUUCCAGCGGUUCCCACAAAAUGGCAGUGAAUGUGUAUUCUACUUCAGUGACCAGCGAUAACUUGAGCCGACAUGACAUGCUGGCGUGGAUCAAUGAGUCUCUGCAGCUGACGCUGACCAAGAUUGAACAGCUGUGCUCAGGUGCUGCAUACUGUCAGUUCAUGGACAUGCUCUUCCCAGGUUCUGUAGCGCUCAAGAAAGUGAAGUUUCAAGCAAAAUUGGAACAUGAGUACAUUCAAAACUUCAAGGUUCUACAAGCAGGUUUUAAACGAAUGGGUGUUGACAAAAUAAUUCCUGUGGACAAACUAGUGAAAGGAAAGUUUCAGGACAACUUUGAAUUUGUUCAGUGGUUCAAAAAAUUUUUUGAUGCAAACUAUGACGGGAAGGAGUAUGAUCCUGUUGCUGCUCGACAAGGCCAAGACACAAUAGCACCAAACCUUGUUACUCCAGUGGUGAACAAAACCAGGAAAUCUCUCGGUACUGGCAGCGCAGCCCCGCAGAGGCCCAUUGUUGCACAGAGGACCCCGGCAGGUCCCAAAGCUGGGCCCGGGAUGGGCAAAAAGGUUGGAGGAGACGAUGAAUCAGCGGGAUUGAUCGAGCAGAUCAACGUAUUGAAACUUACUGUUGAAGAUCUGGAGAAGGAGAGAGACUUCUACUUUGGCAAAUUGAGGAACAUUGAAUUGAUCUGCCAGGAGAAUGAAGGGGAGAAUGAUCCAGUGUUGCAGAGGAUUGUGGAAAUUCUUUAUGCCACAGAUGAAGGCUUUGUGAUACCUGACGAAGGAGCACCGCAGGAGGAACAAGAAGAGUAUUAACAGACCACAUACUGUACCAGCAGAGCAGCAACAUCAGAAUUCUUUGCCCCAGAUCAUGUGCUUAACUGUAAAAUACUCCACUUUAUUCUUAGAGGACUCACUGGUUUCUUUUCAUAAGCAAAAAGUACCUCUUCUUAAAGUGCACUUUGCAGAAGUUUCACUUUUACAGUGGGUUUGAGUUAGGAGCUCUUUCUCACGCUGUAGCAGAGCAGUAUUCACAUCGAGGUGGUAUAUUUAGGGAGCAAGAGGCUGAAUAUUUGGAACUCGUUGCAGAAUGGUUUGCUGGUAAAACACUGGUUUGUGGGAAGACUCUUUUUGUAUCUAAGGCGGUGUGCAGUAGAGAAAUUAAAGACUGACUCACAGAAAGAUUGAGUUAAUGUGAAAUUGCAGAACAGAAAUUAUAAUAAAUGCCUUAAGAGUAUUUAAAAUAUGCUUCCAUAUGCCAAAUUGAAGUAAUGUGAUGGGAGAUUUUAUGUGCUUCAUAUUGGGGUAGACGUUUGUUUAACUCCAUUCACUGCUGUCCGAGAGGCCUUGCGUGGCAGUCUCACUGUGUCAGCAAGUGCUCAAAAGGGGCAAUUAAAACAAAACUCCAUUCCUAUGUAAAGCUGCUUACUAAGUGAUUAGUUCUCGAUGAAAUGGGCCUUAAAGUUGCCUGUCACAAGAUUAGAGGGAGUAUGAACAGCUGAGACACAUAAAUUACCUUGAAGAGUGCUGAAGCCUUUUUCUGUGGCAUUGUGGCUUUGCCAAAACGUACUGUGUUUUCUGUAAGAAAAGCAAAACAAAGCAAAGGGCACACAGUCUUACUGCCUAAAAUGUCCUUCAGAAGUGAUUUUUCUUCCUGGCUCUUGUUUUUUUUUGUUCUGUUUAUUUUCAUUUCUGUUGGAAUCCCUUCUGUUCUCUCGGUUUUCCCUUUCCCAUCCCAAGGAAUGCUGAACACGCCCAAUGGUUGUAACAGGACUUGCACUGUGCAACUGGCUUUGAAUGAAAGCGAAUUGAGCACAUGAGGAUGAUAUUUUUCUGUCUGCUUUCUUUUUUUUUUUUUUGCCCCCUUUGAACCAGGGCAUAUUAGUAAUAACACUUGCCAGUUCAGUAGUCUUCUGGGGUAAAAACUAAAAGAUGCUGGCUAACAGAGCUAAUGUUAUUGCAGAAAAUACAGUACUGAGACUAACUUAAAUAUUAAUAUUUAAAAUAAGUUACUUUCCUUAACUGUCCUUUUUUUUUUUGCUAUCAUGCCCCUCAUUACCGUUGUGUUUGGCAAGAUCCUGCAAGACUUCUGACCCCCCUUCACUACUGAGAUUGAUCAGUCCUGUUGUGCUUGUAUUCAUUUGUUUCUGGUGGUAGCUUGUCCUAAAAUGUGUGUAGGAGAGCAUUUUAUGGUAAUUGUGUAGUGCAUGAAUCUUUGUGAAGUUCAGAGAAAAACCCAAAUUCAGUGAAUGCCAAAAAUGCAAGUAUCUAGCCAUUGUUUAAAAUUGCAGUGGUGCUAUUUCUCUUGUGGCCUUUUAGACUUUUGUUGCCCUAAAACUCCAUUUUACUGAGAAACCAUAUUUGACUUGGAUUUUUCUUGACAGGGUUUUUCUAUUUUAAGCAGUUUCUAAAUAAAGUUCUGUAUUUCAAGAGUGUCAUGUCUGCUGGAGUCUCUCAUGCUUUCAGAUACGAUUAGGCAGAGCUGAAGCCCAUGGUAGUUUCAUGGUGAAGCUUGCAGGACCUGGAAUUUCAGCUUCCAUUCCCCAGCCCCAGGCAUUGCUAACCUCAGUAGCAGUAGUCUUGGAACUUUGUUUGGAGUGUGCUGGCAUAAGUGGUUGUUUUAUUUUUUGGGUUUUCUUUUUCUUUCUGUAUUUUCCCUCCCACAAGUCGAUGGGGUGUGAGUGUGGUGUUGACUUCCUCCUCCUCCUCUUGGUGUGGGAAUAGGGAUGUGGUACAGGAACGCUGUCACAUGACUUUACAUGUGUUUAACAUGUUUUGAAACUGCUAAAACACUGGUUAUGAGUUACAGACAAAUGAGAUGUUAAUUGUUUCUGUCACCAGGCUCUGUGAGCAGACUGACUGUAAACUGAGUUGAUUUGUUUGACUUGAAUUGUGUUUCUUAGAUGAGCUUAAAUGUCCCUGUCGCAGCUGUGUGCACAGACCAGCAUCUGCAGAGAAGUGCUCAUGGCAUGUAUCUGACCUUGGAAUGGGAAGUGAUCCCUGCAGGGCUGCUCCUGUGCUGGGGAGCACCCUCCCUGCCCCUGAGGGCUCUGGGGGUGCCUUCCUGUGGAGAACAGGCACUGCUGGCACUGCCUGCUGCUGUGGCACAGCUGGGGCUGGACUGCAGCAGCGUGGACGUAGACCCAGAGUUUGAUGCACAUAAAAUCUUCUUUCCCGUUACUUCCUUGCUUUAAAGUCGGAAGCAUAUUUUUUUUCGACUCUAAAUAUUCCAUUAUUCCAGCAACUCAAAGCAAAAGGUGGCAGCAGGAUGUGGCUGAAUGUGAAGAUGACUUUUGGGAGGUCAGAAGUUGUGCACUGUGACCUGGUUGCUUCGAGACUCUUUCCAAGAGGAUUGCAUGUGUGGAACUGGAGAGCAACAGGUCAUCAGAUGGGUUGAUUUUGGUCAAAGCAAGUAAAUGGCCUUUCCUGCUAAGAGAAGGCUGAGUCAGAAUUGCUGCUGGUGUGCCUUGGGAGGCCGAUGGAUGUGUGGACAUACUGGACGUGCAUUAUAAAGCUGAAUCGCAGUGGCAAUCUGGUCAGCCGCACGCUGCUCAGAUUUCCAGCUGCUUACAUCUCUCCUUUGCUACCAAGAUGAGCCAUAAAUAGAAUGGGAACAAACUCAUGUAGCCAACUUAUGGCUCCAUUAUAACAUCUUGGCAUAAUCUGUUUUUUAAUGUCCUUUUUGGGAAGCAAAUUACGAUAGGCUCAACUCAAACCCAUAGACUUAACAUAGCUUCUCUGUUACCCUGGUACAGUAUAUGCUGUUAAAUGCUCACCUGCUGGAGUGACUCUGAUAGCAUCCAACCUUUCCUAGUAUCUUAGUUCUAUCAGUUCUUUGAAAAAACAAACAGAAUGGAAGAAGCAAAAGCUCAUGUCUCCCUUCUGUACCAACAUGUCUUACUUGCAGGUGGACUCGUGGAUGGUUUUUUUUAAACUUUUGUUAUUUGUUUUUUAAAAAUUCCUGGUUUGCAAUGACAAUUCUUACUGUAACUGGUAAAAAGCCUUCAAAUAAAGGCCAGAAACUUUCUUGUUGUCAUAUCA